Molecule: messenger RNA, 248 nt
Organism: Gamsiella multidivaricata
Lineage: Eukaryota; Fungi; Mortierellomycota; Mortierellomycetes; Mortierellales; Mortierellaceae
Exons: 2
Coding region: 21-197 (58 amino acids)
Molecular function (GO): metal ion binding
Source: RefSeq, a predicted model, not a curated record
CUUUUUUUGAUGAACUCGCCAUGGCCACCUUUGACGAUGCAUUGACACACUUCAGCAACCUGCUUCACUGUCCACUAUGUGAAAACGAACUGCAGUCCACACAUACGGUCAAGGAGUGCGGCCAUCACUUUUGCGAGUAUGGCAGCCUGCUACAGCAAAUGAUCAGAGAUUGGAAACACACGUUCGCCGACAAUUAAUCGUCGCACCUUCACCCGUUUUUAACAGGGAAUGCAUUUAUCCCAUACUGG